CCGGACACCAAGGCAACUGGGACUAGGAUAAAAUAUUAGACAAAGCGCUAAUUUAUGAUUAGGGCCCAUAUACAUUAGAGAUUACAAAAAGGUCUACAGAAAAUGAGCAAAGACAGAAGGGAUCCUUUCACAGCCGAAGGGAACCCCCAAAAUCUUCGAACCAGAGAGGCAUCGGGGGAGGGCAAGCUAAUUUUGUUAAUUUGUAGCUUGUGAAGGACCUUCAUGAUGUCCUUACCCCCCCUGAUGGAUCCAGAAGAGCCAGCAGUGAAGGGGUCGAAUGAGAGGUCCGCCUCCUUCUUCAGUCGGGAGCGCAUCCUCUGAGGCCUCGGGAGUGUAGGCCACUCCAAUUCACCUGCAUCUAUAGCCUCCUCUACCACUUUCAUGGUGUGGUGCCCUUAAACUUAACACCCAUAGCGUUGAUCAUGUCCCCGGCUUUCUCCCUAGUCACCCUCUUCUUGUCCUCCUUGCUGGGUUGCCAGUUUCGGGAUCUGGGGGAGAGCUCCUCCUAGGAAGAGUCAGAGGACUCUGUCACAAACAACUGGGGGGAGGUGCGGAGAAGAAGCCAAUAAAAGGGCCUUAUGGAGGUCUUCAUGCAUAGCUUCCAUCGAUGGCUUCGACACAGUCAGGUAGCCCCAAGCACGGCCAGAUUCCUAGGUGCUCCCUCCGGCAGUUCAGUGACUUGGGUAGGGUGGAUAAUGUCUAUGGGCUCCUCAUUAGUUAACUCGGUGAUAGCGAUCCUCUGGGCACCCAUGGAUGAUGACGAAGGAAGGAGGUUUAGGUUUUCGAUUGCCAAAGGAAAGCACAGUUGUGGAGAAUAGGUUCUUAGAGUUAUCCCCUACUUCAGGACAAGUAUUUAUAGGCUCAACCGGCAAAUUGCAGAAAGGUAAUGACGGAGACACCUCGAGACGGAGACUCCCUCUUCCUCUCCAUCUUCCAAAUGACGAACGGAUAGACUUGGACGCCCUCCAUCUUCUAGAUGACGAAGGGCCGACACGUCAACCGAAGGUCUUUUGCCUUUAGGGUCAAUUAACAUUCGUGUCAAGCCGCUGGACGAGUCUUCAGAUGAACACCAGAGCCUUCAUCUUCCACACGUUUUGUUGAAAUUUGGAAUGCCCUCUUUUUUUUUUGCGGCAAACCUCGAGCUUAUCAAGAGAGAGAAUGGCAGGCUCUCAGGGCUGCGAGAACCCACCGAUACUCAGCUCAAGCUGUGGAGAAGGCCUUAUAGAAGAAAUCGGAAGCCUCAAUGCCUAUGUCACUGGUUCUCCUGACUCUAAGCUUGCCAUCCUUUUCAUUUCUGAUGUUUUUGGAUAUGAAGCUCCAAAUUUGAGAAAGCUCGCUGACAAAGUUGCAACUGCUGGAUACUUUGUAAUUGUUCUGGACUACUUCUAUGGGGAUCCAUACGUAUCUGGGAGUCCUAUCCAAGAGUGGAUAAAGUCUCAUAUGCCAGAAAAAGGAAUUGAAGACUCGAAGCUGAUUAUUGCGGCUUUGAAAAGUAAAGGCAUAUCAUCCAUUGGAGCUGCAGGAUUUUGUUGGGGAGCCAAGGUAGUGGUAGAACUAGCAAAAUCUGAUGACAUCCAAGCUGCAGUACUUUUGCAUCCCGCCUUCGUGAAACCGGAAGAUAUCGAAGAGGUUAAAUGUCCAAUUGCUAUAGUGGGAGCCGAGACCGACAGUAUAACACCACCAGAAGUUGUGAGACAAUUUGAAGAGGUUUUGUUGACAAAGAAGAAGGUUGAUUACUUUUUGAAGAUUUCCAUGGGAGUUGCUCAUGGUUGGACUGUUAGAUACAGUGUUGAUGAUGAGAUAGCCGUGAAGAGAGCCGAGGAGGCCCAUACCGACAUGUUGAACUGGUUCAAGAAAUAUGUUGCUUGAAGGGCUUUCUUGGGCUUCCUGAGAUCACUGGACACUAAGCAUAACUACACGUAUUUGAUAUGGUAUCAUGCAGUUAUCUAAUAUUUGAAAACUAGGUACUUUGAGCUAUAUAUUGAUCAGAAAAUUCUGGCGAGUAGUGUGUUUACCGCUUAAAGUCUUAUGUUCAGUCGUCAUAUGAGCAAGCAUAUAUGUAUGUAUGUGUGUGUAUUAUAGCAUGUUAAUGUGGUAUGCUUCAAUACGUUAUGCAGGA
Amborella trichopoda is the source of this 2119-nucleotide messenger RNA. The record is from RefSeq and is a predicted model, not a curated record. Lineage: Eukaryota; Viridiplantae; Streptophyta; Magnoliopsida; Amborellales; Amborellaceae.